Molecule: messenger RNA, 2315 nt
Organism: Schistocerca serialis cubense
Lineage: Eukaryota; Metazoa; Arthropoda; Insecta; Orthoptera; Acrididae
Gene: holn1
Product: CD2 antigen cytoplasmic tail-binding protein 2 homolog
Exons: 8
Coding region: 394-1476 (360 amino acids)
Cellular component (GO): U5 snRNP
Molecular function (GO): protein binding
Source: RefSeq, a predicted model, not a curated record
ACACAACACAGUCACUGUUUUAAAUGUAAAGAUUUAUCUGGAGGUGUUGAUAAUUUAGUGAAGUGUUCUGUAUAUGUAGUGGUUGGAUGUGGAAUACAUGUUUAAUUAUUGGUAUUGUUGAAAUAUUGUGAUUACCCGUAGAUAAAGGCAGCAGAAAUCACGGGAACUAUGAAAAAUGCAACGCUUCACAUGUAAUCGUCUAGCACCGUAUAGGAGGACACUCCAUGCCAAAUGUUUAAUUAUUGGAUACCACUGAAGCUAAAGGAAAGAUUCAUGGAGUGAAAAUAAAUACAAAGGAAACAAGAAUAACGGCACUGGGAGGAAAUAAAAUGGUUACUGUACUGAACUAUAACCUUCAUUAGUUUCAUACCUGCUUGUGAGACUUGCUGCAAAAUGUCAGAGCCGAAAUUGGAAGAGGAACUGGAAACUGACUGGAGAGAUAAGCCAGACAGUGGAAACAAGAAACAUACACUUGAUUCUGAUGAAGAUGAUGAUGAUGACAUUGAAGAAAGUACUUAUGAUGUCAUGGCAGAAGAUGAUAUUGAAGGUCAGGAAGAAGGAACAGCGACAUUUGAUGGAGAUGUACGCAUUACACCUUUCAACAUGAAAGAAGAGUUAGAAGAGGGACAUUUUGAUACACAAGGAAAUUAUCACUGGAAGAAGGAGGGAAAGGUGAUUCGUGAUAGCUGGUUGGAUAAUAUUGACUGGGUCAAGAUAAAAGAGGCAGACAAGCCUGCAGAAGCAGAGCCUGAGAGUGACAGUGAUGUAUCCAGUGUAGCAUUUGAUCAGAUUCCAGUUUAUCGGAAAAUGCUAGAGUAUAUGAAACCUGGAGAGACAGUUGCCAAGUCACUGAGAAGAUUGGGAGGCAAUAAGACAAUGUCGGCAUCUGAGCGGUGGCGCCGGAAAAAAGCAGGUCUGCAGGAUGAUUCUGGCAACAGUCAGCAUGUGACAGAUCUCACAGCAAUGGCCAAUCAACUGUUGUCAGAGACAGGCAACAUGGAUAUCUACCAAGAGAGCUAUGAGCACAUAACCUCCAUUGUUGAAGCAGCAGAUAUGAAGGCAAAGGCUGAGGAAUCUGCCAAGAAGUCAGCUGCACGGGCAUAUGAUGAUGCACUGGACAUGUAUGCUGAUGAUUUUGAUGAGAAAGAGAAAGCAAGACUUGACGAAAAGAAGCAGAAACAUGAUGAUGGAAGUGAAACUGGAGAACCUGCAUCCAAAAGACAAAAGACUCAAGAUUCUCAGGAAGGAUCAAAUGGAAACAGUAGCUCAUCUUCUGGUGUUAUUUCAGGUGGUGAACUGAUGUGGGAGUACAAAUUGGAAGAGAAUGCCACAGAGAUCAAUGGCCCUCACACCACAUCUCAGAUGCUGCAGUGGAUUAAAAGUGGGCAUUUUAAAGGUGACGUGUGGGUGCGCAAGUGUGGCCAGGAUGGACAAUUUUACACUUCGAGGCGGGUGGACUUUGAACUGUAUCUAUAAUAGUUUCUUGUAUAACACAGUACAUAAUUUUAUUAGUUCAAACACUGUUACAUAAUCAGUCAAGAAGUUCAUUGCAUAGGCUUUAAUGUAUUACUACAUUUAGUAAACAGCAGUGGGUUUUUAAUUACUGUAUACUUAUUUUUUCGUUUCUGAAACACUGAGUAAAGUACUGUGAAGACGACGAAUUCAGGUUACACUGAAUUUUUUGCGAUCAUGAAACAGAUUGAUAUUGUUUCAUAAAAUUAUGUAAUAUUUUUGGAAAACUUUUGUUUUCUGUUGAGUUAAUGUAAUUAUUGUAUAUAGGGAGACUAUAUAUAAUUUGAUUCUGUAAAGUAAAAAUAUCCUGUAUGCAUUUUACUGUGGGACUGAUUCGAUUGCAUAUUUACAAAUUGUACAAAAUGUACAUUAAGCUACAUUACAGCUGAUUUUUGUCUUCUAAGUAUAAGUUUUGCAACAGUCAGAGAAAUUAAUUAAAGUUGUUGUGCUGCUUAAUGUAAUCUGUAGGGUAUGAUUUGAAAUUCUGAGACACUGAAAUGUAUGAUAGUAACAGAAAAUUGAAUGAUUGCUGUUAUCUUACUAUAAUUAGAAACCAUUUAAUAGGUAGCUGUACAUUGUUACUCAAUUACAUGUUUUAUUAUGCAUUGCGCCUGCCUUUCUAAUGUCAUGUUUCUGAUGUGGUAAUGUUAUUUCCUUUACUGCCAUAUCCAUGCUGUGAUGACUGUGAUAUUAUGCACGACACUAUGUAGUGUGACACAAUUGUUGAUGAUACAAGCAGAUUCUAUCAUAUUUGUAUGGGACUUAUUCUUCAAAAACUAAUUAAAUGAAUUAAGAUCUAGAAA